Molecule: messenger RNA, 1830 nt
Organism: Rattus rattus (black rat)
Lineage: Eukaryota; Metazoa; Chordata; Mammalia; Rodentia; Muridae
Source: the annotation of a RefSeq genome assembly
AUAAAUAUAAUAACAUCCUCAAUCCUCAUAAUUUUAAUCUUACUCACAACACCAAUCAUUAUUUCUAUGACUAACCUACCCAAAUUUAUUGACUUUCCACUCUAUGCUACCUCAUCCAUUAAAUUCUCAUUUUUCCUCAGCCUCUUACCCUUACUACUAUUUUUUUACUACAAUACAGAAUAUAUAAUCACUAACUGACAUUGACUAACCAUCAACUCUAUUAAACUUACUAUAAGCUUCAAGAUUGAUUAUUUCUCAAUCUUAUUUUUAUCCGUGGCCCUAUUCGUAACAUGAUCAAUUAUGCAGUUCUCUUCAUGAUACAUACAUUCUGACCCCUACAUCAACCGAUUUAUUAAAUACUUAAUAAUAUUCCUAAUUACUAUACUAAUUCUAACCUCAGCUAACAACCUAUUUCAACUCUUCAUUGGAUGAGAAGGCGUAGGAAUCAUAUCCUUCCUACUAAUCGGGUGAUGAUACGGCCGUGCAGACGCCAACACAGCAGCCCUUCAAGCAAUCUUGUACAACCGAGUCGGAGAUGUCGGUUUUAUCCUAGCCAUAACUUGAUUCUGCCUAAAUACAAACUCUUGGGAACUUCAACAAAUUUUCUUAACUAACACCAACAACCUAGUACCUCUCACAGGACUCCUAAUUGCAGCCACAGGAAAAUCUGCUCAAUUUGGACUCCAUCCAUGACUCCCAUCCGCCAUAGAAGGCCCAACUCCUGUAUCCGCCCUAUUACACUCAAGCACUAUAGUUGUCGCAGGAAUCUUCCUAAUAAUCCGAUUUCACCCACUAACUUCAAACAAUAGCACCAUUAUAACAGCCAUACUAUGCCUCGGAGCCAUUACCACACUAUUUACAGCAAUUUGCGCACUUACACAAAACGACAUCAAAAAAAUUGUAGCCUUUUCCACAUCUAGCCAAUUAGGACUUAUAAUAGUCACCCUAGGAAUUAACCAGCCUUACCUAGCUUUUCUUCAUAUCUGCACCCAUGCAUUCUUCAAAGCAAUACUAUUCAUAUGCUCAGGAUCAAUCAUUCACAGCCUUAACGACGAACAAGACAUUCGAAAAAUAGGUAACAUAAUAAAAGUAAUACCAUUUACAUCAUCCUGCCUUAUUAUCGGAAGCCUAGCCCUUACUGGAAUACCAUUUCUCACAGGAUUUUACUCAAAAGACCUCAUCAUCGAAACCAUCAACACGUGCAACACCAACGCCUGAGCCCUAAUAAUCACCUUAAUCGCCACAUCCAUAACUGCCGUUUACAGCAUACGAAUCAUCUACUUCGUUACCAUGACAAAACCACGUUAUUCCCCACUAAUUACCAUUAACGAAAAUAACCCAAAUCUCAUUAAUCCAAUCAAACGUCUAGCAUUAGGAAGUAUUAUAGCAGGCUUUCUUAUCUCACUCAAUAUUCCUCCAACUAAUAUUCAAAUUCUCACCAUACCCUGAUACCUAAAACUAACAGCUCUACUCAUCACAAUCUUAGGCUUCGCUAUCGCCCUAGAACUCAACAAUCUAACCCUAAACCUAUCAAUAAACAAAACCACCAAACUAUCAUCAUUCUCAACUUCACUAGGCUAUUUCCCAUCAAUUAUGCACCGAAUAAUCCCCCAAAAAACACUAAAUUCUAGCUAUAAAGUAUCCCUAAACCUCCUAGACCUGACCUGACUAGAAAAGACAAUCCCAAAGUCAACCUCUAUCACCCAAACCCAUCUAUCCAAAAUGAUAACCAAUCAAAAAGGACUAGUUAAACUAUAUUUCCUGUCUUUCCUCAUUACAAUCUCACUAAUUUUUAUUUUACAUAUACUUAAUCCCGAGUGAUUUCAAUAA